Meloidogyne enterolobii is the source of this 3399-nucleotide messenger RNA. The record is from the annotation of a GenBank genome assembly. NCBI's taxonomy places the organism in Eukaryota, Metazoa, Nematoda, Chromadorea, Rhabditida, Meloidogynidae.
AUGGAUGGAAGUGAUGAAUUUUGUCUUCCUGGUCAAAUUGAAUGUGGCAGUCAAUUUUGUGCAGAUUCCAUUCAUCUGGUUGAUUGUCUUCUUUUGAGUUCAAAUUCAAACUGUACUUCAAAAAAUAAAAUGGAAGGUGUUGGAUCUAUUCCUUCCUUUUGUGAAUUUUUAAAUGCAUCAACUCGCCGUCGUCUUUGUCAUUUACAUAACUCAAUUGCUUGCAGAGGGUAUGGUCAAUGUAUAUUAACCAGAUGGCUUAUGGAUGGGAAAAAGGAUUGUUUGGACGGUUCUGAUGAGGAUCCGGGUUAUGUGGGUUUGUUCAAUACAAGCUUUGACCGUCCAUUUUUGUCAUUGUCAGCUACCUCUAAUAAUCUAGAAAGAUUAACAACUCAUUCAACUAGUACAAAAGCAAUUGUCGGGUAUACUAGCAAUAGUUUCACCAAUAUUCAUCAACUUGUGUGGCCUCAACGUGGAAAAAUUUUAAAUCCUAUAAAAAACACAAAUAAUAAUGUUGAACCAUCACAACAACAAAAACUUAGAGAAAAUAUUUUUGUGACAACUCCAACUUAUCCUUUUGAAAAAAUAUUUACUUCCUCAUCAAAAUCAACAGAAUUGAAUGUCGAGGAUGAUAGAAAAUUUGCUGGGAAAAGUGAAGAGGAAUCAAAAUUACAAGUAGAAAAAUCAAAAAAUAUUGAAAUUUCGGAGCCUAAAAUGACUGAAAAACAAACGGCAAUAACAGAGACUUCUACAGCAAUAACAAAAAGUUUUGAAGGAGAAACUACAACAACAGUGCCUGCAAUAAAUAAUUUUAUUAGUAUAACAACAUUAGCAACAGAAUCUACUACGAAAGAAAUUGAAAAUGUGGAGCUUUUGUCAACUAAAUCAAUUGCUAUUAAUGUUGAGACUACAAAAUCAGAUGAAUUAUUAACAACUAGCAAGUCCGACGAAGAAAAUGAGAAAGAGAAAAGUUGGUUGUGGUUGUUCUUACUUUUAUUUUUAUUCUGCCUUUGUUGUUUACUUCUUCCACUAUUUUGGUGGUGUUGUUCUUCAAAGCAAAGACGUUCAAAUUUCUUUACAAUAUUUAGACGAAGAUGGCGAAAUAUAAAACUUAAAAUGGGAGGAAAGCAAACUCAAUCAGCUUUAUUACCUACAAUUGCAGCAACAACAGCAUUAGCAGCUUCUACUGUACCAACAAAAGUGGUUAUUCCACAAGAAAGUGGUAUUAGUGUUAUAUCUGAAUCGGUUGAAGAGUCAACAAGAUGUGGUGGUUUUUCUGUAGCAGAGCAAGAAAAUACUUUAAAGAUUCCAACAAUUGGUGAAGUUGGAAGAAUUGCAAGUUUAGCACAAGCUUGGCAACAACAACAUCAUAAACCGUCAAAAGCUUUUGAUGACUCUGAAGAUUAUUUAAUUAUGGAGGAAUGUGAAGAAGAAGAAAUUGGAGGAACAGAUUUAAUACGAAGACAAUCUUCAAUUACAACAUUUUUGGAUAAAGCUAAAACUUUUGAGAAGAAAGAUACAACAACAACAAAAACAACAACCACAACUACAAUAACAGAAGAGAAGAAAGAAGAAGUUGAAGAAGAAAAACAGAAGGAGGAAGAGCAAAAACCAACAAUAGAAUUACAAAAAUCGAGUACAAUUACAGAAGGGACAUUAACUAUUGUUGAAACAAAAACAGAAGAAGAAAAGGAAGAAAAAAGCAAUGAAGUUGUUGAUGCAUCUCUUCAAUUACCUACAUUAUUGCCAAAAGAAAAAACAAUUGAAGAGGAAGAAUUGCCACGUUCUUCAAGUGCAACUUCUAGACCUGGAACUCCGACAAUUUGGGAUCAAUUUCGAGUUUUAGGUGAACAAUAUUCGGGAGCUGAUGAUCAAAUUGCUUUGGCUACAGAAAGAAGAGAUUCUUUAGACGAUAUUUUAAUUAAAAUGGAUACAAUAGAGAAGCAACUACCAAUAAUUGAAAAACAUGAAGUUCUUAUUGAAGAAUUGAAUGAAGAAAAAGAUGAGGAAAGGUUUGAAGAUGAGGAAGAGAAGGAGGAUGAGGAAGAAGGAAUUGUAAAAGAAGAGGAAGAAGAGAAGGGGGAGGAGGGCAAGGUUUUGGAAGAUAAGAAGGAUACAACAUUGGUUGAUGUUAAAGCUGGAUUAACUGAAGAAAAAACUGGAAGAGAUGUUAAAGAAGAAAAGGAAGUAAAAGAAGAAAAGAUAAAAUUAGGAAGAGAUAUUAAAAAAGGUUUUGAAAUUUUACCAAAAAUAGGAAAUCGAAAGGAAGGGAAAUUGUCUACAAAGAAAAUUGGGGAGUUCAAAAAACAACAUUUAGAAAAACAACAAAAACUUCCAUCAAUUCCUCCUUUGGACAUCAGAAAAUGCACCAGGCAACAUCCUUCAUCUUCAACUUUAAUUAAAACAAAAAAAGAAAUUCCAAGAUUAGAUAGAAUUGAAAAAACAACAAAAGAAGAUAAGUCUAAAAAGGAUGAAAAAGAAGUUUUUGUUUUAGUUAAAGGACAUCGAGUUUUUGAUGGACAUGAAAGGAAAACACCUAAUCCUUUAUUUUCUAUAAGAAGAGAGGAUAAACAAAAAGAAGAAAAAAGAAUAUUGUCAAAACAGAAGCAACAAAAGAUUGAAUUAAAUGAGAAGAAAAGAACGGAAUUGAAGAAGGAUGUUCAACCAAUAAUUAAGCAACGAAGAGAACGUCUACUCAAAUUGAGAGCACAACAUCCAAUAAUUGAAUCUUCUUGUGAUGAACAAUUUGUGGAAGAGCCUAUUUUUGAUCCUGAUUUGCCUUCAACUUCAAAUUAUCAUCAACAACAUUUUGUACAAAAGCAUUUACAUCUUCCACAAAUUGAAGAAGAUAUUGAACAAAGGGUCCAUUCUGGUUGUAUUCUUUCUGGUCGACAACCAUGGAAUUCUAAUCCACGUACCGAAACUUCCAGUAAAUUGCUGCCUCCUUUAAUAACUGAGCCUAUUACAAGUGCUGAACGUUCUCCGGAGAGAAUUGAGUCUUUAGUUCAUUCAGGUUGUAUAACCAACAGAGAACCUUGGGAUUCACAUCUUAAACCUUCCCCAUUAUCUCCACCCAAUAUUAAUUCUCCUGUUUCUUCUAAACGUCUUAAAACAACUGAAAAUCUUUUAAAAACACAAAAAAGUACAAGAAGACAACCUCGGCCACGUCCCAAAAGUGUUAGAGAAUUAACUGAUCCGGAUUGGGAAAAGGAAGAAUUUGAAGAGAAGAACAACAAAAAUAAUUAUUUUAACCAAUUUUCAACAUCUAUGAAUUUUAAGAGAACAGAAAGGGCAACUUCAUCUCCAGAUACAAAAGAAGAAAAUGAAGAAGAAUUUGAAACAAACAACGAUUUAUAUUCCAAAGAUUGGUUGAUGAAUAAUAAAAGAAGAAGAAACAUGUAA